UUUAGGGAAGGGGACUGGUGGAUGCUCGCCGUAUCUCUUUCUUUACAGCUUUCGCCGUCGCCGUCGCCGAUUUCCCGAUCUGUUGCCGCCAAACUAAAACACAAAUACUCAAUUUCCCGCCCUUCAACAAUUUUUCAAAAAUUCUUCGCCAAUUUCCCAAUUCUCUUACUCCUUCCCACCUUUUUCCUCUCGGAUUUUACACUUCCGCCUCCAAUUUUUCGCCUCGUUUCCUUGCAUGGCGGCUCCGUCGCCAACCGUUAGCAACAAUAGCUCCGACACCGCCACCACCACUGCCAGCGCAGUCACGGUUAACGCCGCUGUUUCCUCCAACCAUUUGGCCAACCGUACCGCAACGCCGCCGAAGACCCUUCGCGGACUCAACAAACCCAAGUGUAGGGUUUGUGGCAAUGUUGCUCGUUCCAGGUGUCCUUAUGAAUCAUGCAAGAGCUGUUGUGCGAGAAAUCAAAACCCGUGCCAUAUCCACGUGUUAAAAGCAAAUGCGACUUUUACGGACAAGACGCCUACUUCGAGCUCUCCUCUAUUUGACAAGCAAUCGGCAGAUCCAUCAUCAUCUGGGGCUUCCCAUAGAGUAGCUUCACUUCGACAACUUUCUAGCAACUUUUCCCAGUUCAACAAUGUGCAAAUCCCUCUCCGUUCACGGAAGCCACUGACUAGAAAGGAUGCCGCUGCAAUUAAUGAAUGGAGAUUUUCCAAGUUGAGGGAAUUUCGGGAGAGACAUAUUGAAGCAGAAAAUGAAGCUUUUGAUCGAUACAUGAAGAAUGUUAAUCUAUUGGAGGAGGUAUUUUCCAUGAAAUCUAUGGUUGAUGGGUCUCUCAAGGACGGACCCUCAAACUUUGCUACAGAAGGCACUGAGGAAGUGAUACCUGGAUUGAAGUUAUCUUUAGGAUCAGGAUCAGACGACUCUAGAAAGAGGAUACGGGAAAUUGUUGAAGAUGGACUAAUGAAGCUUCAAAAAGUCGAGGCAACUGAUAACGUCGAUGAGGUUACUGACCAGGUUGAAUCUGGUAAGGUUGCUGACCAGACAAAUCGUAACGAUGGAUGCACAACAGUAAAAGGUUGGCAUGCCAAAAGAGCUCGAGCUUUAGGUGACCUCAUUGACAAGCUAAACAAAGCCCGGAAUGAGGAGGAUUUAAAAUCUUGCUUGGCAAUGAAACACCAGCUAUUUAACCAGCACAUAACAUCCAGUCUAACAGAAUCUGCAGAGACUGACAUGCCCAAGGAGCAAGUUAUAAAGAAAGAUUUAGACUCAAGGAAAGAAUUGGGUUAUUCAUUGCCAAAGUUGAUUAAUAAAACUAUUAUUGAUCAAGAAACUCUUAACCGAAUCGAUGCUCACUUUUCUUCCCUUAAGCAGAUAGACAAUCUAUGAUUUGAUGCAGAUUUUUUUUCCUCUAUUGACUUUAGGUCAAGGUCUCCAAACAUGAUGCUGUUAUGUCCUUGUGUAAUUUGUUCGCUCAACAGCCAUUGAUGUUCAUAUGGCAACAGCAUUAAAUGUGCAUUAUCUUUCCACAGA
Molecule: messenger RNA, 1531 nt
Organism: Cucurbita pepo subsp. pepo (vegetable marrow)
Lineage: Eukaryota; Viridiplantae; Streptophyta; Magnoliopsida; Cucurbitales; Cucurbitaceae
Source: RefSeq, a predicted model, not a curated record